AUGCCGGCCCCGCCCUGCGCCUCCUGCCAGAAGGCCCGCGCCGCGCUCCGCCGCCCGCGCUCGGGCCGCGCGCUGUGCGGCGCCUGCUUCUGCGCCGCCUUCGAGGCCGAGGUGCUGCACACGGUGGAGGCGGGCCGCCUGCUGCCGCGCGGCGCCGUGGUGGCCGUGGGCGCGUCGGGCGGCAAGGACUCCACGGUGCUGGCGCACGUGCUGCGCGAGCUGGCCCCGCGCCUGGGCGUCGCGCUGCGCCUGGUGGCGGUGGACGAGGGCAUCGGCGGCUACCGCGACGCGGCGCUCGCGGCCGUGCGGCGCCAGGCGGCGCGCUGGGGGCUCCCGCUCACCGUGGUGGCCUACGCCGACCUCUUCGGGGGCUGGACGAUGGACGCCGUGGCCCGCAGCACCGCCGGCUCGGGCCGCAGCCGCGCCUGCUGCACCUUCUGCGGGGUGCUGCGGCGCCGGGCGCUGGAGGAAGGGGCGCGCCUCGUGGGAGCCACGCACAUCGUGACGGGCCACAACGCGGACGACAUGGCGGAGACGGUGCUCAUGAACUUCCUGCGCGGCGACGCGGGCCGGCUGGCGCGCGGCGGGGGCCUGGGCUCGCCGGGCGAGGGGGGCGCCCUGCCGCGCUGCCGCCCGCUGCAGCUGGCCUCGCAGAAGGAGGUGGUGCUGUACGCGCACUUCCGCCGCCUCGACUACUUCUCCGAGGAGUGCGCGUACGCGCCCGAGGCCUUCCGCGGCCACGCGCGCGACCUGCUCAAGCGGCUGGAGGCGGCGCGCCCGUCGGCCGUGCUGGACCUGGUGCACUCGGCCGAGCGCCUGGCGCUGGCCCCCGCCGCGCGGCCCCCGCCCCCCGGCGCCUGCUCCCGCUGCGGGGCGCUGGCCAGCCGCGCGCUCUGCCAGGCCUGCGCGCUCCUGGACGGCCUGAACCGCGGCCGGCCCCGCCUGGCCAUCGGCAAGGGCCGCCGGGGGCUGGACGAGGAGGCGCCGCGGGCCCGGGAGCCCGAGGGGGGCCCGGCCCCGGCCUCCUCCCAGGCCGUGCCCACCUUCUAG
Messenger RNA from Talpa occidentalis (Iberian mole), 1050 nucleotides. RefSeq names its product cytoplasmic tRNA 2-thiolation protein 1. Bases 1 to 1050 code for a protein of 349 amino acids. Gene Ontology annotation, biological process: tRNA wobble position uridine thiolation. Gene Ontology annotation, molecular function: tRNA binding. Lineage: Eukaryota; Metazoa; Chordata; Mammalia; Eulipotyphla; Talpidae. The record is from RefSeq and is a predicted model, not a curated record. Gene Ontology annotation, cellular component: cytosolic tRNA wobble base thiouridylase complex; mitochondrion. The transcript has 2 exons.